Messenger RNA from Ipomoea nil (Japanese morning glory), 1740 nucleotides. Its product is annotated as protease Do-like 8, chloroplastic. The transcript has 13 exons. Gene Ontology annotation, molecular function: serine-type endopeptidase activity; protein binding. The record is from RefSeq and is a predicted model, not a curated record. NCBI's taxonomy places the organism in Eukaryota, Viridiplantae, Streptophyta, Magnoliopsida, Solanales, Convolvulaceae. Bases 141 to 1544 code for a protein of 467 amino acids. Gene Ontology annotation, biological process: proteolysis.
UGUCAGCAACUCUAGCCUCUAUUCUGUGUUGUGUAUCUCCAUUCUCCAGACUCCAAUUCUCCAUUCAUCCUCUCUUGCUCCGUUAAUCUAGAAGAAGAAAGCGCUUGCAUUUCUGUAGGAUUAGUCGUAAAAACUGAGCAAUGCAAGUAGUAGUAAUGACGCAUGGUGGCCCAGCAGGAAACGGUCCUCGUCUGUAUGGUGUUGGAACUCGAAUUGGACUUCCCUCGAACAGGCAUUCCUCACUAUUUAGCCGCCGGCAAAUCUGCUUCGACGGCGUUUCCACAGUCUGCUCGGAGACUCCUUCCCCUUGCGACACCGUUUCCUCUACUCCCCCCAGGGAUAGUGGAGACAAGUGUAAAUCCUUGAUUAAAAUGCUUCAGAGGAGUCUCCCCUUGCCCAAUCGUAGGAUGCUGUUAGCGAGUUUCUUUAUGUACUCAAUUUAUCACCCUUCAAGGUAUUUGUCAGCUUAUGCUUUGGGGGAUCCAUCUGUGACUGUUGAACAAGUCACACCUCCUACAUUUCCUUCUGGACCUCUUUCCCCUUCUGAGGAAAGAAUUGUCCAACUCUUUGAGAACAAUACUUACUCUGUUGUCAACAUAUUUGAUGUAACACUGCGGCCAAGGCUUAAUGUUGGCGGUGCAGUCGAGAUUCCAGAAGGAAAUGGUUCUGGAGUUGUGUGGGAUGGUGAGGGGAACAUUGUCACAAAUUAUCAUGUGAUUGGUAACUCUCUCUCCAGAAAUCCAACCCGUGGGGAAGUAGUUGCACGGGUUAAUAUACUUGCUCCAGAUGGGUUGCAAAAGAAUUUUGAGGGUAAAUUAGUUGGCGCAGAUCGUUCUAAAGAUCUUGCUGUCUUGAAGGUGGAAGCCUCUGAAGACCUGUUGAGGCCAACAAAGAUUGGGGAAUCAUCUUCUUUAAGAGUUGGUCAAAAAUGUUUAGCCAUUGGGAAUCCCUUUGGAUUUGAUCAUACACUCACUGUUGGGGUUAUCAGUGGUCUAAAUCGUGAUAUAUACAGUCAAACAGGAGUCACAAUCAGUGGAGGAAUUCAAACUGAUGCUGCCAUCAAUCCUGGAAACAGUGGAGGCCCUCUAUUGGAUUCAAAGGGAAACUUAAUUGGAAUUAACACUGCAAUAUUCACUCAGACAGGAACAUCAGCAGGGGUUGGGUUUGCCAUCCCAUCUUCAACUGUAUUAAGAAUUGUGCCUCAGCUGAUCCAAUCUGGAAAAGUUGUUCGAGCUGGUUUAAAUAUUGAUAUUGCUCCUGAUGCAAUUGCCAAUCAACUCAAUGUUCGCAAUGGAGCUCUCGUUUUGCUGGUUCCUGGAAACAGUCUUGCAGCCAAGGCUGGGAUUCUCCCCACCACAAGGGGCUUUGCUGGCAAUAUUGUACUUGGGGAUAUCAUUGAAGCAGUGGACAACAAGCCAGUCAGGAAUAAAGCUGAUUUGUAUAAAGUGUUGGAUGACUACAGUGUAGGGGACAAAGUCCAGUUAAAGAUCCGAAGAGGAAAUGAAAACGUGGAGCUCUCUGUAGUUUUAGAGGAAAAAGAGUGACGAAGCUAGGUGCCUCCUUGGAAUUGAUUUCACAUAUCCCGCUUAAUCAGAGUACAUCUAUCCUUCCCUUUCUGUACAUUUGAUCCAUUUUUAUUAAAUUUGGGCCAUUAGAGUAUAUAGGCUUGUGUCAUUGAAGAAGUGAACUGGAAAUAUUAUACUGUUUUGCCUCACUAGAAUUCCAAUUGGUUUAUAUCAA